UUAGAAGAAACAUGGUUCUAAAGCGUCUUUUGUUCAGCUUGCUUAAUCACGCGCAAGUGAUCGAGAAACUUUCGGAGUCUCGCCCGAUCAGACGAGCGGCACAAAUCACAGCUUUCGCCAUAAUCAAGGCACGAAUCGCUGGCAAGGAUGCAACGACCAGACUACUGAAGUCGGACACCGUUCGCCAAAUUCGCCAGGAAACUUCCGGGGUGUCAAAGGACAUUGGAGAGAUGGGAAGGAAAGCCGAAAGAGUUCGGCAGACAUUUGUUAAAGAGGUUAAAGAAGGUGUGAGAGACGCUUCGCGACAGAUAAAAAACAAGGACAAAUGAAACCAUCCAGUUUAGUUGUGUGAAUUAUGAAACCACCAAGAGUUCUAUGAAAUCUCACACUAGGCCUAUUCAGAGUUGAUCGCCGUACGUUUGCUGAUUAAUCUGCCACCAUGUGAUGUCUACAACGUAGUGUUGUUUUUGUAAUUGACAGCGAAAUGAAAUGCAAUCUAAUACUUCAAAAUUCAAUGUAUUGACUCCACCAAGAAUGGCCCUUUCUGUUUGAAUGUAAGAAUAAAUGUAUCUGUCGACGCAUCAA
Anguilla anguilla (European eel) is the source of this 585-nucleotide messenger RNA. It is a transcript of the gene ncbp2as2, whose product is annotated as protein NCBP2AS2. The transcript has a single exon. NCBI's taxonomy places the organism in Eukaryota, Metazoa, Chordata, Actinopteri, Anguilliformes, Anguillidae. The record is from RefSeq and is a predicted model, not a curated record. The coding region runs from base 12 to 329 and encodes 105 amino acids.